Messenger RNA from Wyeomyia smithii (pitcher-plant mosquito), 3292 nucleotides. RefSeq lists its product as uncharacterized. The coding region runs from base 203 to 3181 and encodes 992 amino acids. The transcript is spliced from 5 exons. Lineage: Eukaryota; Metazoa; Arthropoda; Insecta; Diptera; Culicidae. Gene Ontology annotation, biological process: translation; nucleobase-containing compound metabolic process. Gene Ontology annotation, molecular function: structural constituent of ribosome; mRNA binding. The record is from RefSeq and is a predicted model, not a curated record.
AGUGUCAAAAUUUGCAAAUGCCGAACGGCCCGACGAAAAAAUAGUGCAAAAAGUAAACCGCCUUUCUGUGAGGGCCGCGCUGUUAGGAAAAUUGAGUGCAAUCUCUUUUUUUUCCUCGCUGGAUAUUUGACGCACAGGUAAAGGGAGCUUCAUUAAUCAAUUGCGGUAGUUGCGAUUCCAAGGUACCCUAAUCCGGUGCGUAAUGGCUACGAGAGCUCGCCGUGCGGCUACUAAAGCCCCCAUAGUGAUCGAUUCCGAUACAGAAUCCGAACAAGAUGCCAGCGACCCGGAGGGUAUCUUCUCCAGUCCAGAUGCAAAGCCUAAGGUAAAACGUGCCAUCAAGCGUUCCACCAAUGGGUCCGAGGAGGAUUCCGAUUUUGACGAAUUCAAAGUGAAGGAGUUAAAAGCACCCGCGAAGCGGAGAAUUUCUGCUAAAGGAACCGAGAGUCCCGCAAAGAAACCGAAAACGGAACCCAAACCGAAAGCUCCGAGGAAACCACGAAAAGUAAAAUCUCCAAAGGAACCAAAAUUGACAGCGAAAAAAGUACCGAAAGAACCCAAAGUGCCAAAAGCACCAAAGGUACCGAAGGAACCCAAAGCACCAAAAGUGCCGAAAGCCCCAAAAGCUCCGAAGGUUACAAAGGAACCAAAAACACUGAAAGCCACUGGAACUAAACGAGGUGGACGUAAAAAAACUGCCGAACUAACAGCCGCAGCAGAAACAGUAGUAGAAGAUACAGAUCAGUCUGUAGUUGAAGUUGAAGUAAAAGAAGAACCACCACAAAAUGAUAUGGAAAAUGUGUCGAUAGUAGAAUUGGAUUCUCCGGCUCCUAAGCCAACGCCUGUGGAGCAGAAUUCCCGACCAAAAUACAAAAAGCGCAUUAGCAUGACGGUACGAGAUCAGUGGGAGGAUCAUGAUCUGCUAGCAGAAAUGCAAAACAUUGAUCGUCAUACGGCUCGUAAUAUAAUUCGUUUGUUCGAAGAGGAAAACACCAUUCCAUUCAUUUAUCGGUAUCGAAGAGAAUUGAUAGGCGACAUGACACCGGAUGACCUACGAGACGUUAAACUUGCGUACAAUCAAAUACUCUCGAUCAAAGUCAAAGCGGAUAGCAUUAUCAAGAAUCUCGAGAAAGAAGAAAAGCUCACGGAAGAUAUUAAACUAGAUUUAAUGUCGGCGAAAAGUAUCGAUGAACUGGAUCAUAUGUAUGCGCCCUUUAAGCCGGCCAAUAAGGGUUCCUUGGCAGACCGAGCAAAGGCCUUAGGUUUAGAAAGUUACGCUGAAGGUAUUCUAAUCGGAAGCCUGCCGGAAAUCAAUAUUCCCGAAUUAGUUAAACCGGACAUCGAAGGUCUGGAAACAGUUGAAAAAGUCGAAGAAGGCAUCAAGCAUCUGAUGGCGUACAAUUUUAGCAAGAAUACUGCCGUGCUGGAGGAAAUCCGGAGGAUCAUCACAAAAUACGACAUCAUGCUCAGUUCGAGUCAGGUGAAAUCGCGCCCCGGGCGAGACAAGUCGGAAGCAAACAACAACGGGGCAGCUCCAGGCGCUUCGGGUGGAGUUGCUGCCCUCAAGCGAAUUCCGAAGAAGGUCGACGAGUUUAAGUACGAACACUACUUCAGCUUCAGCUGUGCCACCAAAUAUCUUCGGCCGCAUCAGAUAAUGGCCCUAAACCGGGGUGAAAAUCAAAAGGUGCUCAGCAUUAAACUCCAGUUCAAGGAUCAGGUCAAAGGAGAUUUGUAUUGGUUCCUAAAGCGAGAGUACCUACAAGACGGUGUUACGUCCCGAAAGCGGACGGAGCUGUUUGAGGCAUCGUUUGAUGAAGCUUUCUCGAAGAAACUGAUUCCGUUGAUGACGCGGAGCGUUCGCUCCGAGCUGACAAAGCGAGCCGAGAAAGCGUCGGUCGAAGUCUUCGCUAACAAUCUCAAACAGUUGCUACUGACCGGACCGGUCAAAGGUGAAAAGAUCCUCGGCAUCGACCCAGGUUUCAGCAACGGCUGCAAAUUGGCGCUCAUUUCCGAGUGUGGAGAGCUGUUGGAUUCCACCACCGUCUAUCCGCACGUCGGAGGAGAACGCUCCAAGGUGGCACCCGGAAUUAUUGCAAAAAUAAUGCUCAAGCACAAUUGUAACUUGAUUGCCCUCGGCAAUGGGACAGCAUGCCGGGAGACCGAAUCAAUGCUGUCGUAUAUGUUAGAAGAGGGAAUUUUGGACAAAAGAUGGAUUCGCUAUUGUAUUGUUCCCGAGCAGGGAGCUUCGAUCUACUCCUGCAGUGAAGUUGCGAAAAAAGAAUUUCCCAAAAUGGAUGUGAACCUUAUCAGUGCAGUUUCCAUUGCACGACGUUUGCAAGAUCCGCUUUGUGAGUACGUAAAAAUCGAACCACGUCAUCUGGGGGUAGGUAUGUAUCAGCAUGAUCUCAACGAGAAAACCCUCUCUGAAACGCUCGAUGAGGUGGUGAUGGAAUGUGUAUCGUUUGUUGGUGUAGACAUCAACACAGCGUCAGUCACUUUGCUAAGUCACGUAGCGGGUUUGACUUCAAAACGAGCCGAGCAUAUUGUAAGCCAUCGAACGCGACACGGGCCAUUCCGCAGUCGCGAGCAGUUGCUCAAAGUGAAAUUCAUUGGUGACAAAACUUUUACUCAAUGUGCUGGUUUUAUUCGGAUCGAGCCGUUGACUGCCGGCAUACGGGAGUAUAAUUUGCUAGAUUCCACCUGGGUUCAUCCCGAGAGUUACGAACUUGCAGAAAGUAUCAUUAGUAGGGCUGGACUGUCAAAUAAGGAGAUUGGGCGUGCUGAUUUUAUUUUGGGAAUUCGCGACUUCGCUUAUCGAACGCCAAAAGACGCGCUGACAAACAUGUUUAAUCAGCCUAUCGAGCGGAUCGAAUGCGUGCUGACCGCUUUGCAGCGGGAUUUGUUGCGCGAUUAUCGAGCUGAUGUUAACAAGCCACCAAUGUUCAAAAAAGGUCUCACAUCAAUGGCUGAUCUGACGGAGGGAACCGUGUUGACCGGGGCGGUCAAUAAUGUGACUGAUUUUGGAGCGUUCGUCGAUAUCGGAGUCGAAAACAACGGAUUGAUUCAUCGCACUAAAAUGAACGGGAAGCGUGUUAACAUCGGAGACAGAGUGGAAGUGACCGUGAUUUCUAUUGACAUUGCCAAGGGACGACUAGGACUCAAGCUGGAACAGAUUUUGUAAGACUUUACCCUGUAUAAGGUAUGGAUCGCUACCUGUCGGGGUUGAUUUGAAUUUGUGUGCUACACUAGUUUUAGUUACAUUGGACUUGUUAUACAUGAAUUGUAAUGUAUA